AUGGAGUCACUGCCGAAAGUCUCAUCGAGGAGUACGCUGCCAGUUCUAACGGCUCCAAAGCCGUGGAAUUAUCAUCUCACGCUCGAUACUCUUCUCAAGGUCUGCGGCAAGACAAUCUUCAGCCCAUUCAUCGGCUGGGUCAUCGUCCUUUGUCUCCGCGCCCAAGUCACACCAGUAACAGACACUGCAUUCAUUUUGUCUGUGAUAUAUGCUACCACACUGACUAUACUCCUUGUUGCGCGAGUUAUCAACCAGCGUAUCGCCUACGGGGUUCCACGCCAGGUUGACCCGGCGAAUGAGGUGGUAUUGGUGACCGGCGGCGCCAGCGGGCUUGGGCUUCUGAUUGCGCAGAUAUAUGCUAUGAAGGGAACAAGUGUGGCAGUCAUGGACAUCAGGAAAAUGAGUGACAAGGAGCAAGAUGAGGUGUUUGGUGAGAAUGUGCACUAUAUUACAUGCGACGUGGGCGAUCGCCGUGCUUUGGAGAGCGCCAAAGAAGAAGUCGAACAGCAGCUGGGCCCUCCGUCUAUCAUCAUCAACUGUGCUGCAGCCGGUAUCCACGGCAGGCCUCUUUUGCACUUGCCUGCGCAAGACUUUGAGAAGACUGUCCGAACGAACUUGAUGGCCGCCUUCUCCCUAUAUCAGACAUUUGUUCCUAAUAUGAUGACGGAGACCGAAAACGGAGGUACCAUCGUGACAGUCAGCUCAGUGCUGGGACAAUUAUCUCCAGCAGGGCUGUCAGACUACUCAGCAAGCAAGGCAGGGCUCAGCGCGCUGCACCGGACAAUGGAAGCAGAACUUCGAGGAGAAGAGCACAUCAAAUUCUUGCUUGUUGAGACGGGACAGAUGGCCACGCCGCUCUUUGGUUGGAUCCGUACUCCAAGCCAUUUCUUUGCACCUGUGCUGGACCCACUCGAGGUUGCUCGCGAAAUUGUGGAUGCCGUAGACAGCGGCCGCGGUGGUGUUGUGAGGUUGCCCACAUUUGCGACACUUGUCAGUUGGUACGCUGUGUUGCCUGGGGCAAUACAGCUUAUCGCACGAUACCUGAGUCGCAUUGACAACGCCGUCGCUUCGGCUACCCCGCAAACUGAGAGAAGAGAGACUAGAAUCUCACAGCAGACCGAAAAGAAGGUAGACUGA
Molecule: messenger RNA, 1137 nt
Organism: Penicillium diatomitis
Lineage: Eukaryota; Fungi; Ascomycota; Eurotiomycetes; Eurotiales; Aspergillaceae
Exons: 2
Coding region: 1-1137 (378 amino acids)
Molecular function (GO): oxidoreductase activity, acting on the CH-OH group of donors, NAD or NADP as acceptor
Source: RefSeq, a predicted model, not a curated record